Bipolaris victoriae FI3 is the source of this 213-nucleotide messenger RNA. RefSeq lists its product as hypothetical. The transcript has a single exon. Lineage: Eukaryota; Fungi; Ascomycota; Dothideomycetes; Pleosporales; Pleosporaceae. The record is from RefSeq and is a predicted model, not a curated record. The coding region runs from base 1 to 213 and encodes 70 amino acids.
AUGCAUGCUCCGGAAGAGCCGCAUCCUAAUGGAGAAGGUUACCCAAUUGCCUAUACCCCCCAUGGCAGAGAAAGACCGGAUAAUCAGCGAAUAAAUAAAAGUGAUGAAUUGAAAGGACGUUCUGUGGAGACUGGAAUGUAUACUAGCCAUACGAACCCGGCCCCGCCACGGGACGUUGGCCUGAGCCGCUGGCCAUUGCCAGUUCUAGGAUGA